AUGACGGCUACGCUGCCUCGUGAGUCUGAUAUCGAAUUAGUUACAAAGAAUGAGUGCAUAACAAAUUCCCAAGUGAGGCCUCUGCUAGCAUUCUCUCGUCUCUCAACUCUAAACGGACGUCGUUAUCAUGCGUUCCGGGAGGGUGCAUAUCUAGUGCCCAAUGACGACGAGGAACAGGACCGCAUGGACUUGGGACACCACAUUUACAGUCUGCUUCUUGGAGGAGAACUUUAUCGCGCCCCUAUCGGCAAAAACAUCCAGCGCGUCCUUGACUUAGGCACAGGCACUGGCAUCUGGGCUAUGGACUUUGCAGACCAGCACCCCUCCGCAGAGGUUGUCGGCACCGACUUGAGCCCCAUCCAGCCCAAGUGGACACCGCCCAACUGUACAUUCGAGGUCGAUGAUUUAGAGCAAGAUUGGGUCUACCACAACAAGUUUGACUACAUCCACGCUCGCGAGCUGGGAGGAUGCGUGGCCGAUGAUGAGAAGCUCUUCCGCCAAGCCUUUGAGCAUCUUGCCCCCGGCGGCUACUUUGAGUUGCAAGCUGUUUAUCCUCGCUUCCUAUCCGAUGAUGGUACGGCCCAUCUGGCAAAGGAUGCUCAGUUUUGGAUGAAGAACAUCUGCGAGGGCGCCGUCAAGUUCGGUAAGCCCCUCGACGCAGCGCCUGGGUGGCUGGAGAAGAUGAAGGCAGCUGGAUUCGUUGAUGUUAAGCAGGAGAUCCGCAAGUUUCCCAUGGGCGGUUGGGCGAAGGAUACAACACUCAAGGAGAUCGGCAGGCAUGCACUCAUCCAGGAGCAGCAGGUCAUUGACUCGUAUACGCCUGGCAUUUUCUCCCGUGUGCUUGGAUGGGAUGAGAAAGAGAUCCAGGUCCUGAUCGCUAAGGUGAAGAAUGACCUUAAGAACCCGGCGAUCCACCUCUAUGUGCCCUGUUAUUUGAUAUGGGGAAAGAAGCCGGAGGCUUGAGUAUCGUGCUUCUUGUCAUUAAGAACGUCUCUGAAAGAGGCCUCCGCCAGAAUAACGAAGGAAAUAGUUAUUGAUGCAUGGUGGCACUAAAACCCAAUCCUCAAAAACAUAAACACCGUUUCUAGAGCUCUGGUCAAAACAUGAUUCUUUGGUCAGAGGAAGCUUCAACCACUUCAACCACUUCCCUGCUACAUAGCUGACGGUAAUGCAAUCUACUGAUGUGGUAAUUGUCUGGCA
This is a messenger RNA of Fusarium vanettenii 77-13-4, 1200 nucleotides long. RefSeq lists its product as uncharacterized. NCBI's taxonomy places the organism in Eukaryota, Fungi, Ascomycota, Sordariomycetes, Hypocreales, Nectriaceae. The transcript has 6 exons. Gene Ontology annotation, molecular function: methyltransferase activity. The coding region runs from base 1 to 963 and encodes 320 amino acids. The record is from RefSeq and is a predicted model, not a curated record.